Messenger RNA from Phacochoerus africanus (Common warthog), 743 nucleotides. RefSeq names its product cytochrome P450 4F3-like. Lineage: Eukaryota; Metazoa; Chordata; Mammalia; Artiodactyla; Suidae. The coding region runs from base 1 to 714 and encodes 237 amino acids. The record is from RefSeq and is a predicted model, not a curated record. The transcript is spliced from 3 exons. Gene Ontology annotation, molecular function: heme binding; iron ion binding; oxidoreductase activity, acting on paired donors, with incorporation or reduction of molecular oxygen.
AUGUCCGCCUCUGGUGGCUGUCCCAUCCUGUGGCUUGUCCACCCCAACUUUGUUAUGCCCCUGCUCAAGGCCCCAGAGCUGGGCCUAGAACACAGGUCUCCUGACUCCCAGCUCUGGGGGCUUGAUGUCUUGAUAGGAACAGCUUCCACUCCCACUCAAGCUUUGGGCUUCCUUGGGGAUGGUUGCCUAGGGCUUAGACCAAGAGACAGGGUCUGGGGGAGUGCAUCUUGGUGUUUGGGGUUGGAGAGGGGCUCUGGGGAGGCAAUACCCAGCCCAAGCUCUGCCCUCUUCUCAGUCCAGGCCAAGUGGCAGCACUUGGUCUCAGAGGGCCACACCCGUCUGGACAUGUUUGAACACAUCAGCCUCAUGACUCUGGACAGUCUGCAGAAAUGUGUCUUCAGUUUUGACAGCAACUGCCAGGAGAAACCCAGUGAAUACAUUGCUGCAAUCUCCGAGCUCAGUGCCCUGGUGACAAAACGGAAUGAGCAGAUCUUCCUGCACAAGGACUUUCUAUACUACCUCACCCCCGAAGGGAGGCGCUUCUGCAAGGCCUGCCGCCUGGUGCACGACUUCACAGAUGCCGUCAUCCAGGAGCGGCGUCGCACCCUCAUUAGUCAGGGUUCCCAAGACUUCCUUAGGGCCAAGGCUAAGGCCAAGACUUUGGACUUCAUUGAUGUGCUCCUGCUGGCCAAGGUAGGCUUCUCUGGGAUCUAAAUUCAAGAGGUAGGUAGACUGGAUCUUGA